GUUUCUGUUCGUUAGUGUCAGAAUCUGUUUUUUUUUUCCUUAUUUUUUUAGGGAAAAAACAUCUGGCGCUCAUGAGGGCUUUUGGUGGCUUCGCAACGCAGUCGGCGCAAGCGAGCUAAGCUAAGCUAACUAUAAGGCUGGCCUGGUGAUACUGAAAUAUCUGUCGAGUUGGCAUUGAAAAUUUGCCAUGUGAACUACAGAGGAACUUCACCCUGAUGCGGGAGCUGGACAACAGGACAGAGGAAAAGAAGGGAGAGAUCGAUAAACUCGCCGAAGAGUACAUCACAAACGUCCGGAACCUUGCGUCUGAGCAGAGGGUGGAACAUCUGCAGAAGAUUCAGAGCGCCUACAGCAAAUGUAAAGAAUAUAGUGAUGACAAAGUGCAGCUUGCCAUGCAGACAUAUGAAAUGGUUGACAAGCACAUCCGAAGGCUGGACGCAGACCUGGCCCGCUUUGAGAAUGAGCUAAAAGAGAAGCUGGAUGUCAGUGGUUAUGAGAGCCCUGAGAGUAGAGCACUAAAAAAAGGAGGAGGCAGAGGGUUUAAGGAUAAGCGAGGAUCUAAAGGCAGAGGAAGAAAAUGCUCAGAUGAUGACUCACCGCGAAAGAAAAAAAUGAAAAACAGUCCUGAUUUCCAGGAGUCCCUGCUGCCGGUGCACCCAUCAGAUGUCCUGGACAUGCCAGUGGACCCCAAUGAGCCCACAUACUGUUUGUGCCAUCAGGUGUCAUAUGGAGAAAUGAUUGGAUGUGACAACCCUGAUUGUCCAAUCGAAUGGUUUCACUUUGCAUGUGUGGAUCUCACAACAAAGCCCAAAGGAAAAUGGUUUUGUCCGCGGUGCACCCAGGAUCGGAAGAAAAAAUAAGAUUUCUAACUCUAUGACUUUUAUACAUAACUGUAUGCAUAUAUAUGUAUUUUGUCUAUGUGGUAAAAUAGGAUACUAUGUACAGUAUAAAUAUAUCACUUUCUAUAUGACUAUGAUAAAGGAAGAGAGGGUCACAAUGAAACAAAACCUUUAUUUUUUAAUGUACUUGAAAUGUGUCUGUUUUGUUAUUUCAAAAAAAAGUUGAAUAUUGUACUGCAAGUAAUCUGGUAUCUAUUUUAUUUUUAUUUUCUAUGGAAAGUGUAAGCUUACAUGUGUAUAUAUACACACUUCUACUGAAUUAGCAACAUAGGAUUUCUUGCUAAAUGAAGUCAAAGCACCAAAAUCAUUGUUCUUGCAACUUCAUUUUUAAUAUUUACAUGCUGAAAUGUUGUUAAUGCCUCAAAAAAACAUUCACGGCAAGAAUUUAAGUUAUGAGGAUUUUAUUUUGAACGUAAAUGUUAAAGAUGCCAUGUGCAGCUGUCCUGCUGGAUGUCGUAUCUUUAGAGGAAAAAAGUGUUUAUGACGUGACUACUUCUGUAACUCCAUCCGGAUGAACAACAGCUCAUCUGUGUUACGUGUGUACUAACGGCUGCUGUUUUGGCAGAAUCGGACUUUUCCUCCACCAGCUUUGAUGCACUUUUUCUUUUAACCAGAAUUUGUUCCCUUGAGCACCAUGACCAAGGCCUGUGUUCUCAGUAGUGUUUCAGAGGAGGGGUCAGGUCUCGGAUCAGCUGUCCUGCUAUGUCGUUUUGUUCAUUAAACAACCUCUGGUCAUGCAUGUGUCCUAGAAUGGAGGAACUCAGUCCUUAAGGAAAUAAGGGGACCAAAAAAAAAAAGAAUCCAAUGAAGACCAUAAAUGCAGAUCAUCUUUGAUGGGUUAUUUGUGAUGUUUGUAUGUCAAUCAUAAAUUAAUACCCUGAAUCAAUACUCCUGCAAGAUACUUUAUUGCUCUGUAUUUGAGUUUACAUUUGUAAAUGUAACUGAGUUUAAAAUAACCCUAAGCAUGGUGGUUUUAUGAUUACAUCCCUACAGUCCACACGCUGGACAAAGUGUGCAACCUGUCUGCAGCAUGAAUUUUAUUUCUUUUUUUUAACUGAACUAAAAAUCUGAUUGGAAAAUAGGCUUCUGGUUUAGGGUUAGGGUUCUUACAGUUUUUACACCUGUGUUUUUAUUUUUUUGUAGGGUUUGAGACACUUCUUUGCAUCAUCAUAAAAUCUGGAUUUAUUAAAUGUACGUGCUGCUGUU
Messenger RNA from Pangasianodon hypophthalmus (striped catfish), 2105 nucleotides. RefSeq names its product inhibitor of growth family, member 5a (gene ing5a). Gene Ontology annotation, biological process: positive regulation of apoptotic signaling pathway; positive regulation of DNA-templated transcription. The record is from RefSeq and is a predicted model, not a curated record. Lineage: Eukaryota; Metazoa; Chordata; Actinopteri; Siluriformes; Pangasiidae. Gene Ontology annotation, molecular function: chromatin binding. The transcript is spliced from 8 exons. The coding region runs from base 216 to 860 and encodes 214 amino acids. Gene Ontology annotation, cellular component: nucleus.